Penicillium brasilianum is the source of this 1974-nucleotide messenger RNA. NCBI's taxonomy places the organism in Eukaryota, Fungi, Ascomycota, Eurotiomycetes, Eurotiales, Aspergillaceae. The record is from the annotation of a GenBank genome assembly.
AUGUUUUACAGCCAUGAAAUCCUCACGUCGCCUGAGCACGGCGUGGCUACGAUAUGGCUCGUCGCGACUCUCGGCUCGCGGUCGAUUACUCGGAGACUCAAUCGCAAGGCUAUCCUCGACGUGGAUGUGCCUGGUGCCUGCAAUGUCAUCGUAAACCCUGAAGCUCCCAUGGCCCUAAGACUGCAGGGAAGCUUGCUAUACGGAGUCUCGAGGGUAUACGACCAGCAAUGUGGAUAUACUCUGCUCGACGCGCAGACAAUGCGGGACAAGAUGGUCUCCAUGUUGAAGCAGCUACCAGGUGGAGGCUUGGAUCCCAGCGCUGGAAAGACCAAACCUACCAAUCUCAUCCUCCCGUACGACCCGACCUUCAUACCCGAGACAGGCCUUCCCGGAUUAGACAUCAACUUCUCCCUAUUCGAUGAGUCGACGGACGAUAGCUUGACGCAGCGGUCUGGUAGCUGGACUACAUCACCUGCUACCAGCCAGUCCGGCAAUUCGCAGGUUGGCAACAUCCAGCUUGAUCUGCCGGCGGACGAUUUCCUCAGAGAUAGGGAUGUGCAGGAUCCAAGUGCGGAUACCAUUCCCUCGGGAAAGAAGAGAGGGAUCUUUGGUAGAGAUGCGCGACUAGACCUCGAGGAUGAGGGUAUUCUGCUUCAGCCAGACUUUGAGUUUGACGAGGAUGGGAACAUCAUCGAAUUUGAUACGAGCAAUAUGUCGCCUCGGAAGAGAAGGAAGACGAUCCCGCGGUCAGAAAUAGGGGAAGGGCCUGCGAGUGAAGGGGGGCAAGAGGAAGGAUUGGCGGACAUCAAUGACGAGGUCCCGCUGCCGGGAAUCGAGGCAACGGACGUGAAUGCUCGGCCCGGUCCACAGUACACUGAGGAUACCAACAUCGUGCCCGCAGAAGACCGUUUGAUGGCAGAUGGAGAGCUUGAGCGUACCGGGGAAGCACGCGCCCAGCAGCGAAUCCGACAAGCUAAAGCCAUCAUAUCGGAUGACAGUACGACGUUGCGCAACACCGACCUGGCCAAGUGGAACGACGACUAUGCAGCUAACAUGGCCCAGUCCCUAAAGCAGAAAAGGCAGAACAAAUUGCCAACUUUAGCAAAGAAGAACGCGGCUUUCUGGGUCUUUGGCGUGGGUAUUGGGUCUGUUGGUAUGGGGCUUGGUAAGCAUCACGAAGACGGCCCGCUCAAGGAAUACUCGGGUGAUGCACUAUACAGCCUUCUAUCUGGAAAGAAAGGUACUCACCGAAUUGAAAACGAUGAAACCGACGAAGAACAACAGGCACACCGAGCGCUCGGCCAGUCCGGCCAAGCGCAGAGUCUCGACGUGGAACUCGGUCGACACGCUCCAUCCAGCGCGUACGAUGAUAGGUCUUCGCAAAUGCCUUGGAACGUCUCAGCCUCCCUCCAAGGUUCACUCCGAGGCCAGCGCUUCGGCAGCGUCUCCGGAUCCUCAGCUCGACCUCGCGGUCGUCUAACCAGCGCCAGCCCGCUUGCCGGACGAAGCUAUCCUGACGGGCGCGAGCGCCACAGCAGCCUAUCGUUCCCUAAUGCAGGGGACGACCUAGACGAGCUCGAGCAACUAGAUAUCACGCAAUACUUGGAAGGCGAACUAGCCCCGGACAACGAAGAUAUUAGCACGAUCACCGCGCGACGCAGAUCCAUGCUCAACUGGGUCACGUCGGCUCUGGACACUGAGAGUCUGAACUUUUUCGAUUUCAUUCAGAUGAAACUCGAUGAAAAUAAAUUCGCCUCUAUGACGCCAGGGCGCAUUACAUUCUCGACACUCCUCCCGCCGUCCGAGACCACGUGCACCGUUGCCGCGCAUGGGUUCAUGAAUGUGCUCACGCUCGCGACAAAGGGUGCUCUGGUCGUGUCGCAGGAUUUAUGCACUGAUCUGGGAGCUUCCAGUUGGGGCAUUCGCUUCCAGCAUGGCGAUAUUCUGCUGGGAAUGGCUGAGAGUGGAAUGUGA